CAGAAACUCUGAAAACUUGCCCGCUCCCAGGGCGGCGCAAUCUCCUUCUCCUCUUCCCCGCGGGGCGAUGGUGCUCGGUUUUGAGACAGCCAAGCGCGCUCCAUCGGCUGACUCGCCCCCGACCUCGCCUGCGCGCAGCGUCCCCGUCGCGGACCUGGACCUGGACCCGGACCCGGCCGCCGCCCUCGACGAUGGACAUAUCCUGUCGCAUAUCACCAUCACCGCCGAACCCGAAUUCGCGCCGCGCGCUCAUAAUAAUAUGAUAUCUCAAGAUGGAGAGGUCGAAGGGCGCCCGCCUUAUCUGCACUGUAUGCUAGCCGGAGGGCUGGGCGGAUCCACCGGAGACAUGCUGAUGCACUCGCUCGACACGGUCAAAACCCGCCAGCAGGGCGACCCGCACAUUCCGCCAAAAUACACGUCGCUCGGCUCGUCGUACCUGACCAUCUUCCGCCAGGAGGGGAUACGCCGCGGGCUGUACGGUGGCUGGAUCCCGGCGCUGGCCGGCUCGUUCCCCGCCACAUGCUUCUUCUUUGGCAGCUACGAGUGGAGCAAGCGGCAGAUGCUGGACUAUGGCGUCCAGCCGCAUCUGGCGUAUCUGCUAGCCGGUUUCAUUGGCGAUUUCGCCGCCUCCACCGUGUACGUGCCGUCCGAGGUGGUCAAAACCCGUCUGCAGCUUCAAGGGCGAUACAACAAUCCCUACUUUCAAUCGGGGUAUAAUUACAGGGGGACGACAGAUGCUGUUCGAACCAUCGUUCGAACCGAGGGGUUAUCCGCGCUGUUCUACGGAUAUGGGGCCACGCUGUGGCGUGAUCUCCCCUUUUCGGCCCUUCAGUUCAUGUUUUACGAGCAGAACCAAAGCUGGGCCCGGCAGUGGAGGGGAGGCAGAGACAUUGGGUGGGAAUUGGAGCUCCUGACGGGAGCGGCAGCGGGCGGUCUGGCAGGCACCAUGACAUGUCCGCUUGAUGUCGUCAAGACGAGACUGCAGACUCAGGUCCAUCCAGAAGCAGGGGGGCUCGGCCCGCCGCCCUCUGACACGCCAAUCUCGGGGCCUUCGAAGGAUGUCUCCGCCAAGCCAAACACCGAGGCAGCGACACAUAAGCUGCAAAAACGGUUGAUAUCAACCUCGUCGCCGUCGACCCACGCCCCUAAGCCUGGGGCUGUCACGUUGCAGACGUCGUCAAUGAUCACCGGCCUCCGGUUGAUUUAUCAAAGCGAAGGCAUUGCGGGGUGGUUUAGAGGCGUCGGCCCGCGGGCUGCUUGGACCAGCAUCCAGAGCGGGUGCAUGCUGUUCCUCUACCAGUCUAUCUUGCGCAAACUGGAGGCGUACAUGCCCAUGGAGCGGCGUGAGCUUGCCUAGCGGGUUAAAUGUAUUUAUAAUGAGACGAUUUGUACUAUUUUCUGUUUUCUGUACAAAUGACCCCGGGCGGAGGGAACAUAUGGGAGGGCGUUUUGGUGUGGGCUGGAUAGAUCAUACUAGAGAUAGACGUGUAGAUGUGCAGUCUUCAUUCUUUCUUCACUCGAC
This is a messenger RNA of Parathielavia appendiculata, 1522 nucleotides long. RefSeq names its product mitochondrial carrier. Bases 68 to 1357 code for a protein of 429 amino acids. Gene Ontology annotation, molecular function: magnesium ion transmembrane transporter activity. Gene Ontology annotation, biological process: magnesium ion export from mitochondrion. Lineage: Eukaryota; Fungi; Ascomycota; Sordariomycetes; Sordariales; Chaetomiaceae. The record is from RefSeq and is a predicted model, not a curated record. The transcript has 3 exons.